AGAUGUCUACGGUUUUUUCCUAAGAUGAAACUUAAUUCUCUACCCUUGUUUAUGUUACGGAAUUUGCAGAGGCUAGAUGUUAGUGUUAAUUUUUCAAUAAAUGAACCCCUUAAUAUUUGGGGAUUGCCCCAACUGAAGAAUCUCACUCUUCGAGGAACCAUUUCAUUGGUUCCUCCAAGAUCAGUUCAUCAUAAUUUGGAGAGCAUUAGACUUUUGGAUUAUAGGAGUUGUACAGACGAGCUGUUUAUGAGAAUCCCAAAUCUAAAGACAUUGGGAGUUGAUGAAGGUCGUAAAAUUAAUCUGAAAUGCAAAGCAUUCAGUUGGUUCGAAAAUCUUGCCUAUUUAUAUAAACUGGAAGAUCUACAUGUUUGUGAGAAACUUCUUCAUCCGGAGUUUAGUACUAUUCAUUCUAUGGGGACUUGGAGUGUAGAAAUUUUUUUGCCAAAUCUUAAGAAAUUGAAACUCUUCAAUACAAAAUUAAAUUGGAAGAAUAUGUAUGUUGUUGGGAUGUUGCCGAAGCUUGAGGUCCUCAUCUUGAGGAGUGCUGGUGUUGGCAGAAAAUGGAAACCCAAAGAUGGAGGAUUUCUUGGAUUAAAGUUCUUAUGCAUAGAGAGUUGUGAUCUACAAAUUUGGAAAGCCACGGGUGGCCAUUUUCCUAUCCUUGAAUGUCUGGUCAUGUGCAUGGAUUAUUUUGAAAAGAUUCCUAGUGGCUUUGCAGAUAUAGCUACUCUCAAAUCGAUCAAGUUACAUGAAUGUUCAAAGUCAGCUAUAUCUUCUGCCAAGUGUAUUCAAGAAGAGCAAAGAGAGUACGGAAACAACGCGUUUACUGUUGAUAUUCUACGAUGAUGGUGUUUUACUUUCCAGGUAUGAUGACUUCGUUGAUUAUUUUUGGUAUUAAAGUUGUUGCAUGUUCCAGUAAAGAUGAUUUUCCGUUGGUUGAGAAUUGAAUGCAUAGAACUAAGUUGGUGCAUAUAUGAUAUGAUGUUAGAAGAGAUUCCUUUGCUUGCCUGUUCAUAAGCUCCAUGAAGAUCAGA
Messenger RNA from Ipomoea nil (Japanese morning glory), 1034 nucleotides. RefSeq lists its product as uncharacterized. The coding region runs from base 25 to 846 and encodes 273 amino acids. Gene Ontology annotation, biological process: protein folding. The record is from RefSeq and is a predicted model, not a curated record. The transcript is spliced from 2 exons. Gene Ontology annotation, molecular function: alpha-tubulin binding. NCBI's taxonomy places the organism in Eukaryota, Viridiplantae, Streptophyta, Magnoliopsida, Solanales, Convolvulaceae.